Molecule: messenger RNA, 549 nt
Organism: Prunus armeniaca (apricot)
Lineage: Eukaryota; Viridiplantae; Streptophyta; Magnoliopsida; Rosales; Rosaceae
Source: the annotation of a GenBank genome assembly
AUGAUGAGGAAUUAUGAGGGUAAGAAAGGAAUGGAUUCUGGCCUGUGUCCCGCAGUCAUGGACAUAAUAGACUUGUCGAAGGCAACGUGCAUGGAAGCUCGUAAAGCCUGUGAUCAUAUCUCUUUAUUGUCUCUUGGUAAAUACAAGACAGUUCCGGCUGUUGUGGAAUCUGUCAUCCGCAUUAACAAGAAGGAUAAAAUUAUACUACAUAUUCAAAACGAGAAGACAUGGAGGAUUGCCUUCUCACUUUGUGGUGUCACAUUGCCCAAAGAUGAGGAGCCCUAUUCAGAUGAAGCAUUUGAACUACUGAGGCGAACCAUAGUUCAUAGAAGGGUGGAGGUUUUAUUGGAGACUAUUGAUGAAGAUGGAUAUUUCGUGGGAAGUUUAUUGGAGUCAAAUACCCACGUGGCCAUACCCCUGCUUGAAGCUGGGCUCGCAAAACUACUUAAAUAUGGUACCCGUUUGCCCAUUAAUCAUCUCACAAAGCUUUUUAGAGUUGAGAAGUCUGCAAAAACGAAGAAACUGAAAAUUUGGGAGAACCAUGUAUAG